CCAAAGCGUUGCCUGGAGACGGCGAGCUGGGCCAGCAGGGCCAGCAGGGCCAGCUGGGCCAGCUGGGCGAGCUGGGCCUUGGGCCUCGGUGGCCAGGGGGCAUGGCCGGCCACGCCAAGGAGAAGCAGCCGCUGGACGAGGUCCAGAAGAACCUGAUCAUGUGCGAGCUGACCCGCAAGGAGCUGCGAACCCAGAAGCUGCACACGCAGUACAGCGUGAACCCCAACAGCAAAGUUCACACCUUCACCAGGAAGCCCAUGUCCAGGCACGAUAACAUGGAGGAACCCGCAGAUGCCAGGUUUCUCAAGCUCUUUCACUACGCAGCCCAGGGACCCAAGAUGAAAUACCCGGAGCCCCAGACGGAGAGCCAGGAAAUUGGAUGGGACACGGAGCCCUUGAUCGGCACGGACUGGAGCGACCGCCGGCUGCGCUUCUCCCACCACACCACCGAGCUGACCAGGUACAUGGCCGAGAUCUGGCGGGGGAAAGAGCAGGAGUAGCCGCCGGGAGCCGGAUCCGUCGGGUGCCUUCCCCGCUCCGGGCUGGCUCCCGCCAGCAGCUGGAGAUAAACCCUGUUGCAAGUUC
Ornithorhynchus anatinus (platypus) is the source of this 585-nucleotide messenger RNA. It is a transcript of the gene CFAP144, whose product is annotated as family with sequence similarity 183 member A. Gene Ontology annotation, cellular component: ciliary base. The transcript is spliced from 4 exons. The record is from RefSeq and is a predicted model, not a curated record. Lineage: Eukaryota; Metazoa; Chordata; Mammalia; Monotremata; Ornithorhynchidae. The coding region runs from base 102 to 500 and encodes 132 amino acids.